CCCCCACCUGUGCCCCCACAGCUCUGAGGGUUGGGAGGCGGCACCUGCAGCCCUCACCGUCCUGCCCUCAGGCUGCAAGCUGAGUGUCCACAGGUUGGACCCCCGAGAAGCCCCAGCUGGGGAGUACUCCUCCCUCCCUCUCCUGUGCUCAGGCCGGCCCUGUGGCUGCUUGCCCAGCAGGUUCCCGUGGCGGGGGCACUAAGUGCCCAGAUGGGCCCCAGGGGGCGUGAGGACUCAUGGGGCCGGCUGGGCCCUCAGGAGGAGCUGGGGUGCUCUCGAGCGCCUGUGGGUGCUGGGUGUGCCUGCUUCCCUGCCUGUCACGAGGAAGUGGGACCGCCCGCCUGCCACGCCCAGCCCUAGGUGCUCCAGCUGGGCCACAGCCUGGUCCUGCCACUGCGCCAGCCAUGGUGUCCCGGGACCAGGCUCACCUGGGCCCCAAGUAUGUGGGCCUCUGGGACUUCAAGGCCCGGACGGACGAGGAGCUGAGCUUCCGAGCAGGGGACGUCUUCCAUGUGGCCAGGAAGGAGGAGCAGUGGUGGUGGGCCACGCUGCUGGACGAGGCGGGUGGGGCCGUGGCCCAGGGCUAUGUGCCCCACAGCUACCUGGCCGAGAGGGAGACCGUGGAGUCGGAACCGUGGUUCUUUGGCUGCAUCUCCCGCUCAGAAGCUGUGCAUCGGCUGCAGGCCGAGGGUAACGCCGCCGGCACCUUCCUGAUCAGGGUCAGCGAGAAGCCAGGCGCCGACUACGUCCUGUCGGUGCGGGACGCGCAGGCUGUGCGGCACUACAAGAUCUGGUGGCGAGCCGGGGGCCAGCUGCACCUGAACGAGGCGGUGUCCUUCCCUAGCCUGUCCGAGCUUGUGAACUACCACAGGGCCCAGAGCCUGUCCCACGGCCUGCGGCUGGCCGCGCCAUGCCGGAAGCAUGAGCCUGAGCCCCUGCCCCACUGGGAUGACUGGGAGAGGCCGAGGGAGGAGUUCACGCUCUGCAGGAAGCUGGGGUCCGGCUACUUUGGGGAGGUCUUCGAGGGGCUCUGGAAAGACCGGGUCCAGGUGGCCAUUAAGGUGAUUUCUCGAGACAACCUCCUGCACCAGCAGACGCUGCAGUCGGAGAUCCAGGCCAUGAAGAAGCUGCGGCACAAACACAUCCUGGCACUGUACGCCGUGGUGUCCGUGGGGGACCCUGUGUACAUCAUCACGGAGCUCAUGGUCAAGGGCAGCCUGCUGGAGCUGCUUCGUGAUUCUGACAAGAAAUUUCUGCCCGUUUCGGAGCUGCUGGACAUCGCCUGGCAGGUGGCUGAGGGCAUGUGUUACCUGGAGUCUCAGAAUUACAUCCACCGGGACCUGGCCGCCAGGAACAUCCUUGUCGGGGAAAACACCCUCUGCAAAGUUGGGGACUUUGGGCUAGCCAGGCUCAUCAAGGAGGACGUCUACCUCUCCCAUGACCGCAACAUCCCCUACAAGUGGACGGCCCCCGAAGCACUCUCCCGAGGCCAUUACUCCACCAAAUCCGACGUAUGGUCCUUUGGGGUUCUCCUGCACGAGAUUUUCAGCAGGGGUCAGGUGCCCUACCCAGGCAUGUCCAACCACGAGGCCUUCCUGAGGGUGGAUGCCGGCUACCGCAUGCCCUGCCCUCUGGAGUGCCCGCCUAGCGUGCACAAGCUGAUGCUGACAUGCUGGUGCAGGGACCCUGAGCAGAGACCCUGCUUCAAGGCCCUUCGGGAGAGGCUUUCCAGCUUCACCAGCUACGAGAACCCGACCUGAGCGGCUGUGGAGCGGGCACAGCCGGGCCCUGCUGAGGAGGGCCCUGGGCAGAGGGCCUGCACCUGGGGUCAAGGCCCACGCGCCACCCUAGGGUUUACUGAGGUGAUGGGUGCAGGAAAGGUUCACAAACGUGGAGUGCCCGCGUCCCACACACGCGUGUGCUCUCGUUCCUCCGUCGUGUGAAACGUGGAGUGCCCGCGUCCCACACACGCGUGUGCUCUCGUUCCUCCGUCGUGUGAAACGUGGAGUGCCCGCGUCCCACACACGCGUGUGCUCUCGUUCCUCCGUCGUGUGAAACGUGGAGUGCCCGCGUCCUAUACACGCGUGUGCUCUUGUUCCUCCGUCGUGUGUGCCUCGGGUCUCAGCUGCUGACAGGCAGCCUGCUCCGGAGCCUGCAGGUGAGAUCCCGGGAGACUGACACGAAGCCAGACGAGGUCAGAGGGGAUUCCGACCACAGCCUGCUCUCUGGAUGUCUGUCUGCAGUACCCGGCUGAGGGUGGGAGGCAAACACGUCUUGCCCCUGCUUUUCCCAGCUCAGCUUGGCAGGAGAAAGUCAUUUGUACGGCUCGCGACUCUUGUGUAAAUUUGGUUUUGGUGCCCACAGGUGCUUUCCUCCCAGGGACAGGUGUUUCUUUCCUGUUUGUCUUGUACCUCGAGAGCCUGGCUUUGUGACCAGGGAGAACUCUCUCCCUAGUUUCCGCCAGCCCGAGCAUCACUGCCCAAGGCGCCAGCUCUUAGGGGGUUUGUAACAAGAGGUUCCCCAUCCACGAGGGGCUUUUCCUGCCUCCACCUUUGUUGCUGGGUCAGUGCUGGAAAGCACUUCUGACUCCUGCCCUGAGAAGGACCCUUCUCUGCUGUCUGUGGGGCGGUUCCGGGCUGGGGGGCUGCCUCCUUUGCACCUGCUUUUGAAGGUGUCUCUUUCAUCCAUGAUUAAGUCAUAAAAAGCUGAUUGGUUUUGGUUUUGA
Molecule: messenger RNA, 2725 nt
Organism: Cercocebus atys (sooty mangabey)
Lineage: Eukaryota; Metazoa; Chordata; Mammalia; Primates; Cercopithecidae
Gene: PTK6
Product: protein tyrosine kinase 6
Exons: 8
Coding region: 237-1760 (507 amino acids)
Biological process (GO): protein phosphorylation; cell surface receptor protein tyrosine kinase signaling pathway; innate immune response
Cellular component (GO): extrinsic component of cytoplasmic side of plasma membrane
Molecular function (GO): ATP binding; non-membrane spanning protein tyrosine kinase activity; signaling receptor binding
Source: RefSeq, a predicted model, not a curated record